Molecule: messenger RNA, 4054 nt
Organism: Ostrea edulis (European flat oyster)
Lineage: Eukaryota; Metazoa; Mollusca; Bivalvia; Ostreida; Ostreidae
Product: cGMP-dependent protein kinase 1-like
Exons: 18
Coding region: 884-3232 (782 amino acids)
Biological process (GO): protein phosphorylation
Molecular function (GO): cGMP-dependent protein kinase activity; ATP binding
Source: RefSeq, a predicted model, not a curated record
GGUGGAGCGAAAGUAAGAAUUCGGAUCGCUUUCAAAUUAAGAUAGGGGGUCAGGUAGGGGGUAUUUGUAUCCGUUGUAACACCCUUUACCGUACGUGAUGCUUAAUUUGCCAAGACUUGUCGUACUCAGGCAAAGGUGAAUAUACUGUCUUCAUUUGUUGAAAGUUGUUUUAAAAAAGCGCAAUAUUUAGGGCACGUUUCGACAUUUUUCAACAUCGAGUCCCCUUUUCCUACCUCGAGCUUUAAACACUGUUUACCUUUCAGUAAACCCAUCGUGUUAAAUGAUAUUUACAUACGAUUCACUUCAUAUUAAUUUCAUACCCUCCGUUAGAUAUUUGACCAUGUACUUAGAAAUUCAGAUGUGAUUUUAAGUCAACUUUGCAAAUACAAACAAAAUCAUGGCAGCCAAGAUUCUUUAUUCUGAAAUAUUGACUUAGCUUAAAUUGCUUAGAGAACCAUCGAUCGAGAGAAAAAAAGAAGAGAGCAAAAAAAUAAUAAUAUUGAAAUCGCCACGAGGAAAGGCAGGCAUACACAGACUUUCGUGUAACGACGUGAUAUGAUAAUGAUAAUGGAGAAUUAUCUUGCUUGGGCACGGGAAGAGGAUUCUAACGAUUGCUGGGGAGGAGUGUAGCAGUGGCUAACAGGAAUAAAGUCACACAAUCUGAACAGCUUAUAUGGAAGUUGACUGACGGGUCUAAAUUCGACAUCUACACAGGUAUGACAAUUACCGUGAAUCCCUCAUCCAGGUAGAUGGAUAUUUUGGAAUCGAAAGGUUACUUAGCAACGUUUUAGCAUGUUUCACAGCAUCUCUUCAAGUUGCUACUUGAUCUAGCCUAAGAACCAAUCAGAUAUCUUGUUGUAUCUGAAAACGAAGAAAUCUCAUCAUGCCUUUACCAAACAAUACUAGCAGUUCGAGCAGCAAAAGCGGAUCGCUGCUAAGUCGUGUAGGAGUUAAUAAGCUACCAGGAGGGUCGAAGGGACCGGCUCCCUUACCUCUCUCUAGUCCCCCUACCGGGAACAAAAUGGGAAACGGGGCCAGUGCUUCCAGUAUCAAUGUAGACGGAGAAAAUAUAGAUAUCAUCAAACUUAAAACGCUGGUACCCGAACUUAAGAAAGAACUCAAAAUCCGAGAUGCCAAAUUACAACGCUACGAAGUGGAACUUCACGAAAAAUCAAAACUGUUGGACGAAAAGUCCUUGGAAAUUACCAAACUUCGAGCUGAAGUGGAUAAACUGCAAUCUGUGCUACAUAUAAAGGUUCAUAAAAAUGCAGGUGCCGGAGGAAAAUUCGACUUUUUGGCCACCAUUCAGGAGGACUCUCAAAUGGCCGGUUCUCAGCAUGAAUUACGGACCAAAAAACAGGGUGUGUCUGCCGAAAGCCCCAUGGCCCAGCAAAACGGGGUGAUGGUGGAAAUUAAACACAUAGAAAAAGAUUUCAGGUCAAAACAGCUGAUAAAGGAUGCAAUUUUAGGCAACGACUUCUUAAAAAAUCUGGACUCCACACAGGUCCGAGAGAUCGUGGACUGUAUGUAUGAAAAACGAAUAAAACAGGGCAACUACAUCAUCAGGGAGGGAGAGGCUGGGCAACACGUAUACGUCUCCGCAGAGGGAGAAUUUGAAGUGCUGAAGAACAACAAAGUUCUUGGUAAAAUGACGGGUGGAAAGGCGUUUGGAGAACUGGCUAUUUUGUACAACUGUACACGGACAGCCUCUGUAAAAGCUAUCGGCGAUGUUUGUGUCUGGGUACUGGACCGCCGCGUCUUCCAAACCAUCAUGAUGAAAACUGGACUCCAGCGGCAGGAGGAAAACAUCCGCUUCCUCAGAAGUGUACCAUUGUUAAAGAACCUGCCUACGGAAAAACUCGCAAGAAUAGCUGAUUGUCUUGAAGUGGACUUUUUCCCAGAAAAUGAUUACAUAAUUCGAGAAGGGGAGACCGGAGACACUUUCUUCAUCAUUAACAAAGGCGAGGUCAAGGUUACCCAGAAAGUCACAGGAGUGGAGAAUCCCGUCGAGAUCAGACGACUAACAAGGGGAGACUAUUUCGGGGAAAAAUCGCUUCUUAGUGAGGACAGACGAACUGCUAAUGUGAUAGGGCUACCGCCAGGUGUGGAGUGUCUUACUGUUGACAGGGACCAUUUCAACGCACUUAUUGGUGACCUGAACGAACUGCGUGAAAAAGAUUAUGGCGACGAAGCCAGAGGAGCCCAACGAACAAGCGGUAGUAACGGAUCUGAUGUCCUGUUGUCUCCGGUCCGGGACAAGCCGGAUAAAGAAUUCCUAAACGUUCAGCUCAAAGACCUCGAAGUCAUUGCCACUCUGGGUAUGGGAGGAUUUGGCCGAGUAGAACUCACUCAACUUUCACAAUCACGAUCGAGAACAUAUGCAUUAAAGUGCCUUAAGAAGAAACACAUAGUGGACACUCAACAGCAAGAACAUAUAUACUCUGAGAAGAAAAUCAUGAUGGAAUCUCGAUCUCAAUUUAUAGCAAGAUUAUACAAAACAUUUAAGGAUAAGAAGUAUGUGUAUAUGCUGAUGGAGGCCUGUCUGGGCGGGGAACUUUGGACCAUUCUCAGGGAUAGGGGAAGUUUUGAUGACAUGACGGCCAGAUUUUGCGUAGCGUGUGUAUUAGAGGCGUUCAAGUACCUGCAUGACCGAGGAAUUAUUUACAGAGAUCUCAAACCAGAGAACUUACUUCUGGACCAGUCUGGAUAUGUCAAGCUUGUCGACUUUGGCUUUGCGAAAAAGGUUGGACAUGGUAGGAAGACGUGGACAUUCUGUGGUACACCGGAAUACGUGGCUCCCGAGAUCAUUCUCAACAAAGGUCACGACCGGGCAGCCGACUACUGGUCACUGGGAAUUCUCAUGUUUGAGCUCUUGACCGGCAGCCCACCGUUCUCUGGGUCCGAUCCCAUGAAAACAUACAACAUUAUCCUAAAGGGUAUAGACGUCAUAGAAUUCCCACGGCGGAUCGGUAAGAACGCAGCUUCACUCAUCAAGAAGUUGUGUAGGGAUAAUCCGGCGGAAAGACUGGGAUACGGCAAAAACGGAAUAAUCGAUAUCAGAAAAAACAAGUGGUUUCAGGGAUUUGACUGGGACGGUCUGUUACAAAGGAAACUGAUCCCGCCCAUUAUUCCACAAGUGAAAGGACCAAAUGAUUAUAGCAAUUUCGACAGUUAUCCAAAGAGCUCCGAGGUUCCUCCAGACGAAACUUCUGGGUGGGAUUUCGACUUUUGAUGUCAACUCAGAAUGUACAUGAAAUGCAUAAUUGUGUUCGAAAAAAUCAUCGCUAGUUCUCCCACGAACUACGAGGACUGGAUGACGUCAUCUCCAGCAGUGUCAAUGAAAAAUAGAAAAUACUGAUGACAAAAUUUUUCUACGAAAUCGUUUCAUAUCUGUUGUGUUGUACAGUAUUCGCAAAUCAGAUAUUGUUGGAUCGAAGUGGUGCUAUAUUGCUGACGUCAUCUGACUUUGUGCUAAAACAGAUGACAUUCAAGAAUUGAAGAUAAAUCAUUGUUAUGAAUAUCAAGUGUUUCUGUGAUAUCACCGUUGUGGAUGUGAAGAUCAUGUCUGUCAUCAACUCAUUUGUUCUAUUUUGUGAAAAUACUCCAAAGCAUAUAUAACGGUAAAACGAAGGAAAAUCGGAUCAUCCUACCAAUUCUUAUAUUUCUUUCUUUUUUCGUACUGUCCUUUUAAUUUAUCUUGAUAACGAUCAUAUAUCUCUUACUAUAUCUUAUUUUAACAAUGCUCUAGACUUGUGGAUUUUUAAAAAAAAAUAUAAACAACUUUGUCUUUUCGGUAUAUUAGAAUAUCUUUUUGUCAGCUGCUCGUUGAUGUGGGGAAAAACCUGCUCAAAUCUGUUAAAUCAAAUAUGUCAUUGAUAUGUGGACUCCUUGUAUCUGUCUUCCAUUUUACAUAGAUUUACUAUUGGUUAAAAAUAGAAUCAAACUGGUCGCAUUCCGGAACCGUGUAUUGUGCGGCUCCACUGUAGCUUUGUUUAUCAUUGUGAUGUAUAUAUUCGGAGUAUUUUAUAAUAAAAACAAUAAAAGGUGAAGAGUU